UCCCGUUGCCUGUCGUCUGCUGUGAGAGGCAGCAGACGUCGCAUGUCUCACUUGGUGGCCAUGUUGCCGGGCAAUCAGCCGAGCCAGUCACUUCGAUCAUCGCAGGGCAGUGUCAUGUUUUACUAAUUCUAGUUUAGUUAGGUCCUCUGGAUGAAGAGGGAAGAGGUAGGGUAAACUGUUGGUGGUGUGUGUGGUUUUCAUUCCUGAGGACAAGAAACUGAGGAGGAUACUUAUCGUGAGGGAGGAUCUCCUGCUGGUUAGCAGGUUUCCAGUGGGUUUCUCAAUCACGACACUGGAGGAACACGCAAGUCAAUCAUAGAUCUCAUAAAACAUUCACCAGUGGAUUAUUAUUCAAUACGAUAUAAAACAUGAGAGAGAAUAUACAAGCGUCAUCUCAAGUUACCGGUUGUUUCCUGUGAUGUGCACGUGAGAGGCGGACUGUGCAGAGUGCUAAUGAACUUGGUCACACCUAGGACAAAAAACAUCCAUAAGUAGUUUAUUAUUCUAUACGAUAUAUUACGUGUGAGGGGAUUUAGAAGCGUUAUGUCAAGCAGCCAAUUGUUACCUGUAAUCAACAGGUGAGAGGCGUGUUGAACAGAGCGUUAAGGAACCGGGUCAAACCGAUGAGGAAAACACUCAGAAAUGGAUUUUUAUAAUUUGCUAUAUAUUCGUGGGGGAUAAUAGAUCGGUUGUCUGAAGUUACCUGUUGUUACCUGUAGAUACCUGUUGCACAGGUGAGAGGCGUGUUGUACAAAGUGUUAAUGAACCAGGUCACACCUUGGACGAAAACAUUCAGUUGUGGAUAUAUUUCUUUACGAUUUAUUACGUGAGACAUUGUAAAGAAGGGUUGUCUGAAGUUACCUGUUUUUACCUGUAGAUACCUGUUGCACAGGUGAGAGGCGUGUUGUACAGAGCGUUAAUGAACUUGGGCACACCUGUGACCGGUGAAGGUGUGUCCACUGUCUGGUCAUCUGGACGUGAUGGACAUACAAAACUGCACCUGCGUGUGACAAUCCCUUGCCUGACGGCACGAAAGACUGGGACCCGUCUUCAAAGACAAUCCUGAGCGUUACGUGUGACUGAUUAAGAUCAAUAUGCGCUGAACCGGCGGCGCGAAACAAUAACAGUUACUUGAAUCCCGUGUCGCCUCCCUCGUGUUGGACCAGGUACAAAUCACGUUACAUGUCUCAGGGUAACAAUCACAGCACGUGGACGAACGGUGCAGAGAAAUCGAGCCCUGAUUAAUAAUACCCGGACUUGAUUAAUCCUAUGUGUUAUUACGCCCGAUUUGUCCGUGAAACGCCGUUGUUGUGUAGAUUAGAUAUACGUAAUACAACAGCGAGCUGACCCAGUCAAACGGUUCGUCAUUGGAUACCGAACCCUUCAGGGAGAACAGACACCAAGCCAUGGCGACUCUACAAGACCGCGAGUUCACGUUACCUUUGAUUAAACGACAGGGAUCGGUCAAUAGAGUUUCUUUAAGCAGUUCCAAUUUAAAAUCCUUGGAUCUUGGAGGUAUAUCUUUUGAGGGUGGAGGUGAGAAGGGAAGCUAUGGCCACGCGUUAUAUGCUGGAGCUGGGGAGAUGGAAGAGAAGUUCAGUGAGUUCGGGGCGACGGAGUCAACAGCGUCUUACGAAGACGACACCGCGGAGGGUGGCCGACGACGAGCCGAGAGGGCUGCUGAGUUUGAGGUGGAGCACAACUGGAUGCUGAAAGAAGCUGAGGAAAGGCAGUAUAAGAAGUUUGACUCCUUAAAACGGAGAGUGGCUAUCUAUCUUCCAGAUGAGGACCCUAUCGAGAACAUAAACCACCGUCUGGCGGAGAUCCAAGCGAUGGUCAAGCCACGGGCUGAGAUGUCCAGCUUCAUCAAGGACUUGGAUCCUCAGCAGAUGGAAAGAAUACUGAAGGUGACAAAUACAGACGCGCAGAAGAUACGGGAGGAGAGACGCAAAGGAUGGCGGCCCCAGGAUCGCUUGGCCUAUGCCGUCAAUAUGGUGGGGCUGAUAGCACGGUCAGCCGUGCCCAGGAGGAGACAUUUUAACGAGAAUGACCCGGAAGUGUCCACUUCAGUUCUCAGACGAAUGCGACGGAAACAGGCCACUAAUGGCCAACCGAAAACAGCGUUCAAGUCUAGUCUCAGUUUUGACAUGCAGUUAGCUCUUACAACACAGCCCGAAUACAGGAGUAACUACCACCUGAAGAGGGUGUCGUGGGUGCUGCGCGCCACGAAGGCCUUCAAGCAUCUGUUCCCAUCGGAGAUGGAGAGGGAGCUAGCCCGAGUUGUCGCAUACGAAAGGUACGAUGACAAUCGCCAUCUCGCCUACCAGGGCCGGGCGCCGGAGAGAUUCUACUAUAUCCUCUCUGGAAGAAUCCAGCGACUUAGGGAGUACCGACUGACGUCAGGCUGUAUAAACAAAUCCAUGGGUUUCCUCAGCAAGGGAAUGACGUCAAACCCGGAGGAUGUGGAGGGCACCUUUCCCAGUGAGUUUCACCUGGUUGCCAAGGGACCCGUUGAGGUUUUGAUGUUACACAGAGAUGAUUUCAUCCGACUUCAGCACACAACCCAGAGCCCACCUAUAGACUUUCUAUGGUCACUGGACUUGUUUAAGGAGUUCCCCUGCGACCAGUUCCUGCACAACCAUGACGCCAUAGAGUUCACCUACUACGGUCAGAAUCGAGUAAUAGCAAAAGAUGCUCACAAUUCACCUUGGAUUUACGUUAUAAAAUCGGGGAACGUGAAAGUAGUUCGUGUUCAGUUCGUUGUGGACGUGCGGAAUGAUACUAUGUUCGCGUCACAGAACACAGAGGAACUAGGUUGCGGAAGGGCAUUUAGCCAUGCCUCUGAUAUGCUUGGACUACUGGCUAAACAGCGGAAACUGAAGGGUCAGAGUGACAUCAAUCUACCCGAGUUGAUGAAGCGGCGGAAGUUGAAUGGACGUCUAUCAGCUGGGUCACUGACUGACAGAUCGCACAACCGCAAGAAAUCAAAAUCAACCACUUUUAUAGAGAAAGAGGAUCCUGCUGCUGAACCUGAACACGUGACAACCAGCCCCACCUCAGCCUGCCCCAACCCCGGCUCUACCACUCCCUCCACCACCCCAGGGGGACAACGGUCUCCGGGGUCCUCACCCACAGACUCACCAGAAAAGAAAAGCAAAGACCAUUUCCAGCUUCCUCCAAUAGUUGUAACCCACCCCACCCCUAAACAGCCGGGGACAAAUCCCCGGGGUAGUGCCACCUUGGCUAAGUCCACUCCGAGGGGGGCAGAUCACAUGACCCCUCACGGUACGUUCCUCACCCGUGAGAAGACGGAGUUUGAUGCUGGCCUCUCCCCUGGAAGAAAGAAAGACCUGAUCCAGAGGAGGGCGUAUCUUCAGCUGGACACCCUCAGCCCGGGGGACGUGUUUGGUCUGGACGAUAUCGCUGUAAAGUUCAGAUAUCAACCCAAGGAUGAUGAGGGCCUAGAGAACCUUGACCCUCCCCCCUUGGCGUACAUGGAGGGGCCUGCCAUCAGUCUAGUGAGCGACGGAGCGGAAGUGGUGAAGAUCAGCAAGAGGUUCUUCCUUCAGUUCGCCCAGAACAACACCAUGUUGAGAGUGGAGACUAUGCAACGCGAGUACAUCACGACUGAUGAGGCUAAGGACGUGUUGUACAACAAGGAGACUUGGAGCCAAUACAAGAGCGUGUUGAUGGAGAGGUUGGUCGGAAGUGUGACCUCGCGGACAUAGUCAACACUUGGGUCGGGGUCACGGGGUCACGGGACACAGACAGGGACGAAGGCCGUCAGAUUGGGUGGAAGAUGUGACCGCCACUUAAUAACUUAAUACAUCCUAACUUGAGAUUGCCAAGGAUGGUGUGAGAGGUUCCAAGGAUUGCGACUUUAUACCAUUAGCUUCUGUUGCACGUUUGUCCAGGAUGUUGUAAGAACUACAAUGGAUGGUGAUUUUGUAACAUACGCUUCUCUUGUGAGUUUUUCGAGGAUGUUGUAAGGAUUACAAUGGAUGGGAACUAAAUAAGAUAAGCUUCUGCUGCACGUUUGUCAAGGAUGUUGUAAGAAUUACAAUGGAUGGGAACUUAAUAAGAUAAGCGCCUGUUGCACGUUUGUCAAUGAUGGUGUGAGAAUUGGCAAAUUGAGAAAAGGAUGGUGAUUUUGUGACACACACUUCUGUUGUGAGUUUGUCAAGGAUGACCUUAUGACACACGCUUCUGUUGUGAGUUUGUCAAGGAUGACCUUGUGACAUACGCUUCUGUUGUGAGUUUGUCAAGGAUGACCUUGUGACACACGCUUCUGUUGUGAGUUUUUCAAGGAUGAACUCAUGACAUACGCUUCUGUUGUGAGUUUGUCAAGGAUGAACUCAUGACAUACGCUUCUGUUGUGAGUUUGUCAAGGAUGACCUUAUGCCAUACGCUUCUGUUGUGAGUUUGUCAAGGAUGACCUUGUGACAUACGCUUCUGUUGUGAGUUUGUCAAGGAUGACCUUGUGACAUACGCUUCUGUUGUGAGUUUGUCAAGGAUGACCUUGUGACAUACGCUUCUGUUGUGAGUUUGUUAAGGAUGACCUUGUGACAUACGCUUCUGUUGUGAGUUUGUCAAGGAUGACCUCAUGACAUACGCUUCUGUUGUGAGUUUGUCAAGGAUGACCUUGUGACAUACGCUUCUGUUGUGAGUUUGUCAAGGAUGACCUCAUGACAUACGCUUCUGUUGUGAGUUUGUCAAGGAUGACCUUGUGACAUACGCUUCUGUUGUGAGUUUGUCAAGGAUGACCUUGUGACAUACGCUUCUGUUGUGAGUUUUUCAAGGAUGACCUUGUGACAUACGCUUCUGUUGUGAGUUUGUCAAGGAUGACCUCAUGACACACGCUUCUGUUGUAAGUUUAUCAGUUAUAUGAAAUUUACUACGAACGGUUACUUUGUAACAUACUUUCCCGCCUGGACAACUAAACAAAGUGCAAUGCCCCGGAUGCUUGCAGUAUUCCAUCUACUCCCGUACUGCAGGUGUAUAGCAAUGAACUCUCAUCCAUAUUCUCGUGUGGUAUUGGAAUUUACGUGAAUUCAAGAGAGAUCUCAAGACCACGGAGAGGCCACUUCACACUGGUGUAUGUUACCUGGCGCUCCUAGGUCUCAACAGCGUCUCUUGAACAAUGCUAGUUCUUCACUUCCGGUCCGCCAUUUUGGAAAGUGAGAUGUGUUGGGAAGAGAAGAUGGAAAUAUUCAGCAAAGGGACAUCUUAAAUGCAAUGUUCGAAAAGGUUGUAUUGAUCAAAUCUUGUAUCGCAUUUCUUUCGCAGCUACUGGUUGUCAGUAUAAACCACGCUUACCUAGUUUCCAAAACUAAAUUUGAACACUGCUUGCAACUUGAAACAUUACAAUACUAACUGUAAAUUAGCUACAGAGGCUCCUGCAUAUGUCAAACAAUGGAUUAGGUCGACUCAACACUUUCAACUGCAUUCUAUACAGGCAAGAUAUAACAUGGAGAAAGAAUGGUCCCGUUUUCAAUAGGAUUUGAUGGCCUUAAAUAGAGACGUCCUGUCCUUGUGCACUUCAACAUGACUGGACCUUCGUCGAAUACAUUCUGCUGCGUUGUACAGGCUUAUCCAAUCCGCUUAUAUUUAGUAUUAUUGGUGUGUUCCAUACACUUAAUCUGACCGAAUGACCCAAGUUCGUCAAAAUUAUUCCACCGUCGGAUUAUAUUUAUUGAUAUUGAUGUGUAUCUGUGAUACGUAUUCAGUAUCUGUGAUAACGCCACCACGAGCUGUCAUACCCAUAUCUGUGAUAGCCUUGUUACGAUCUGUCAGGACCGAGAUAUAUUUUGUACAUUGUGUAGAUACUAUUUUGAACUGUUUUUGACAAAUGUGUCGUUUUUUAUACUGAAUUAAAUCGCAUUAUGUCUUGA
Messenger RNA from Haliotis rufescens (red abalone), 5891 nucleotides. RefSeq lists its product as uncharacterized. The transcript has 22 exons. Bases 1407 to 3728 code for a protein of 773 amino acids. NCBI's taxonomy places the organism in Eukaryota, Metazoa, Mollusca, Gastropoda, Lepetellida, Haliotidae. The record is from RefSeq and is a predicted model, not a curated record.